UAACACAAGAGAGGAUAACUCUGCAAUACGCAAAGACGGAAUACAGUCUGUCCACAGGUUCUAGCCACAGAUGGAUUGAAAAAACAAUUAUGACUGUGAUCAGGAUUCGUUUAUCAGAUGGAGGACAAAUCCAAGAUGGUGGACCAAUCCAAGAUGGAGGACAAUUUCAAGAUGGAGGACCAAUCCAAGAUGGAGGACCAGUCCAAGUUUGAGAACCAACCUGGGAAGAUGGACCCAUUGCCAACAGGGGACAAGAAUGUGUUGUACAACAUCUAUCGUCAGAUCAAAGUUGAAUGGGAUAAUUGGACACGUCCUUGUGACAGAGAGUCAAGUGUCCCGUAUAAUUUGUCACCUUCCGACUCGGGGGACCUCUUUAGCCAGGAGACAAACGUGUACGACACACAGAAUGCUUCAGAAAAUACUGAUUUCCAGACUACUCAUGACAGUGAGGGUCAGGAAGGUGAAUUCCUGGAAUCUGUACCAUGCAGUGAUGGACUACAGAAUGGUAGCAGGGAGGAUUGUGUUGUAACACCUGUUGACGGGAUGGAUAGUGUCUAUGGAGCUGGGGAUAGCAGCGACUCCGACAAACCCUAUACAUGUAAACGAUGCGGCAAGUGUUUCAAGACAAAUCAAGACUUACAGAUACAUGGUAAAAUACACAAAGGAGAAAAGCCGUAUUUAUGCCAUAUCUGUUUGACGGAAUUCACCUCGUCUAAGAGUUUGACCAAUCAUAUGAGAUCCCACAGAGACAAGGAAUAUAUGUGUAGUGUUUGUGGUAAGGGUUUUAAUAUAGCUGUUUAUUAUCAGAAACACAUUCACAUGCAUAACACUGAGCAUACUUGUGACCUGUGUGGCAAAACCUUAAAAACCAAUAAAAUCUUAAAAGUACAUCUGAAGACUCAUAAAGAUGAACGUCCCCACAAAUGUGACGUCUGUGGUAAAGGUUUCAACCAGGCCGUGUCCUUACGCAGACAUACGCUGAUACAUACCGGGGACCGUCCAUACCAAUGUGACGUCUGUGAUAAGGAAUUCGGGGACAAAGGCACCCUACAGAACCAUACACGGACACAUACAGGUGAGAAACCAUACACCUGUGAUGUCUGUGGCAGACAUUUUAGUCAAAUUGGACACGUACGGAAUCACCGGAAGACGCAUACACAGACUACUGAAAAGCCGUUUAAAUGUACUAUCUGUGGAAAGGGGUCGACCAGUGCAGGAAACUUACAAAAACACAUUAGAAUCCACACUGGAGAAAAACCCUUCCACUGUGACAUCUGUGGGAAAGGUUUCAGUGAGAUUGGCUCGGUGAAGAAACAUAAAAGGAUACACACAGGAGAAAAACCAUUCAAAUGUAAUAUUUGUGGUAAAGAAUUCAGUGAAUCAGGGUCUGUUAAGAAACAUAUUCGUAUUCACACGGGUGAAAAACCAUAUUUAUGUGAUGUAUGCGGAAAAGCAUUCAGCGAGACCAGUGGUUUGAGGGCACAUCGAAUGACACACACUGGGGAGAAGCCGUACAGUUGUGGAUUUUGUGGUGAAGGUUUCAUUCAGGCUGGAAACCUGCAGAGUCACCUGAUAAAACAUGUUUCUGUCAACGGAGAACGUGCUUCCUAUACCAAUGAUCAAGGUCAUCCUGAUUCAAUUGUACCUCCGGCAAAUACGAACAUGUGACCUGUGACAUCACAGGAUAAAGUAGAGGGUCAUCCAAAUACUGGACACCCAUGUGACCAGUGACAUCACAGGAUCUAGAAGAGGGUCAUCCAAAUACUGGACACCCAUGUGACCAGUGACAUCACAGGAUCUAGAAGAGGGUCAUCCAAAUGAUGUACACCCAUGUGACCAGUGACAUCACAGGAACUACUGUAGUUAGCCAUAUAUAAGUACUAGACACUUACAGUGACAAGUGACAUGAUAUGAAGUGGUUAGCAAAUUGUUUCAUAGCUCAUGGCAAAUCUGUCUAACAUGGGUAUAACGUCACACUGCAAGAUACUGAGAUGACGUCAUGCCACAGCAAUUUUUACAUAAUUUUAACCUAUUUAUGAGUAUUAUUUACAGUUUAAGUAUAUAAUCUACAUUUACUGUCAUCUUAAUAGGUAUUUGAGUUUAUACUUUCAGUAAUACGCUUGUAUCAAUCAAACUGUAAUGUGCUCUCUAGAGGCAAAGAACAUUUCAAAAAUUGGUUCAAUUUUAAGGAAGUUUAUAUUUAUCAACAAGGUGGCAGCUACACAUUUCAACUGGUUUGUGAUGUAAGAAAAUAACUCAGUCAUAUGUAAAUUUUGUAAGAUAGAAAUUUCCCACCCUUGGGUAUAUAAGUUUUGUUCUAAAAGCUCAUUAAGCCUUGGGUUUUGGUGCCAAAUUCUGUACACUUGAGUGCACGUGGGAUAUUUCUGAUGGAGUCACAAUAUAUGUUUGGUGACAUAACAGGUUUGUUGUGGAUACUCAAUAAACAAACAGUU
This is a messenger RNA of Mizuhopecten yessoensis (Yesso scallop), 2453 nucleotides long. Its product is annotated as gastrula zinc finger protein XlCGF26.1-like. The record is from RefSeq and is a predicted model, not a curated record. Bases 118 to 1668 code for a protein of 516 amino acids. NCBI's taxonomy places the organism in Eukaryota, Metazoa, Mollusca, Bivalvia, Pectinida, Pectinidae. Gene Ontology annotation, molecular function: DNA-binding transcription activator activity, RNA polymerase II-specific; RNA polymerase II cis-regulatory region sequence-specific DNA binding. The transcript has 3 exons. Gene Ontology annotation, biological process: regulation of transcription by RNA polymerase II. Gene Ontology annotation, cellular component: nucleus.